AUGCCGUUAGCAAGGCUCUUCAUAAUCGACGUUACAAUUCUCACUUUCGCCGGUCUUUCGGGCUUGCUUUCGCUGACCUGCUUCAGCGCCACCAUCCAUUGGGCUAUCAAUGCGGAAUCAAAGUGCGAGGGAUGCAUAGCCACAACAGAGAGCCGCUGCUUAUCAAGCAAUAUAAUUGUGAAGGGCUCGCGACAACUUUUAGCCGGCGCCCCGGCUGUGCCAAAAUUCAUCGCCCUCGGUUGUGGCUGCAGUCUGACGGCCUUUGUCAUUGGUGUUCUACGAUUGCACUUGGAGAAGAUCGGUCGUCACAAGCACUCCCGAAUCGCCUACAUCGCCCUCCUUAGUUCAGGAUCUAUGUCAAUGCUAAUAGCCUUGGUGAUAUGGGGCGACAUGGCAGCACACAUGUCCACCAAGGUAAUCGAGCAAAGACGAAUGAGCUUGCUGCGGAACUACUUCCGUCUUCUGAAUGCCAAUAUCUACGAAAACCGCACAGCCUUAGUGCAUGUGGUGACGGAGCACAUCGCGGCCGCUCGGAAUCACCUCACCGAUGCCUCCCUCGUGGAGGCCUUUCAAAACCUUUACUUCUCAUGGCCUUUUGGGGUAGCCGUAACCGCGGAGAUCUUUCUCUUCAUGGCCACGGUACUCUACCUCACUCGGAAAGACUUUAAAGUGGCGCCUCAACAAUUUCCUGUUUAA
This is a messenger RNA of Echinococcus granulosus, 696 nucleotides long. RefSeq lists its product as hypothetical. The coding region runs from base 1 to 696 and encodes 231 amino acids. The transcript has 3 exons. The record is from RefSeq and is a predicted model, not a curated record. Lineage: Eukaryota; Metazoa; Platyhelminthes; Cestoda; Cyclophyllidea; Taeniidae.